AUGUCUGAUGCCAAGCUCCCGACACCCGAGGGCGGGCUUUCGAGCAGAGAUGCUGAAGCUUUGAUAUCGGACGAGGCACCGAUCUCAGAGCUAGAGGGCCAGCCAGCAUCCAAACCCCAGCAACACGACGAUCCGCCCCCGACAUAUGGAGAGUCCCAUAGCCAUAUGCGAUUCUCGCAGCCCGGCUUUGAGGCCGACGCUUCACUCACAGACGCCGGUCGAGUCAGUAUCAACAUCAACACCAAGAACCGGAGACUUGCCGACCUGCUAGCCCCGUCGAUUGCGAGCCAGGCUGCCCAAGAUAGUGGGCCUACCCCGUCCCCGGCCUACAUCCCUCCUUCGCUCGGUGGGUGGCCGGGACAGAGGCCGCCCACGCGUCUCAACGUCGUCGUCCAGAUCGUGGGGUCUCGCGGCGAUGUUCAGCCCUUUGUUGCCCUGGGAAAGGUUCUCAAGGACACUUACGGCCACCGGGUGCGCAUCGCGACCCACCCCACCUUCAAGUCAUUUGUUGAGGACAGCGGGCUCGAGUUCUUCAGCAUAGGCGGCGACCCGGCCGAGCUUAUGGCCUUCAUGGUGAAACAUCCGGGUCUCAUGCCCGGGUUCGAUGCCAUCAAGAGCGGCGAGAUCACAAGGCGCCGCAAGGGUAUAGCGGACAUGAUCUUGGGUUGCUGGAGGUCGUGCAUCGAGUCGGGCGACGGGUCCGGCCCUGCCCCGCUGUCCACCACCGAGAACAUAGAUCUGUACAACGGCAUCCCGCGUGACGACGGCAGGGACCCAUUUGUCGCGGAUGCCAUCAUUGCUAAUCCACCUAGCUUUGCACACAUUCACAUCGCCGAGAAGCUGGGUAUUCCGUUGCACAUGAUGUUCACAAUGCCCUGGACACCUACCCGAGCCUUUCAACACCCCCUGGCAGACAUCGCGUCUACCAAUGCCGACGAUGUCAUGACAAAGUACUUAUCGUACACUUUCGUCGAGAUGAUGACCUGGCAAGGCCUUGGAGAUGUCAUCAACAGGUUUCGAACAAAGGUUCUGGACCUUUCCCCUCUGUCUUUGAUGUGGGCUCCCGGCCUGCUGAAUCGCCUCAGGAUCCCUUAUACUUACUGCUGGUCACCGGCUCUCAUCCCCAAGCCCAAUGACUGGGGAUCAAACAUUGACAUUUCGGGGUUCUUUUUCCUCGACUUGGCAUCCUCCUUUACGCCGGACCCCGAACUCGGCGCCUUCCUUGAGGCUGGACCACCACCCGUGUACAUUGGAUUCGGCUCCAUCGUCGUCGAUGACCCAGAUGCCAUGACCCAGAUGAUAUUCGACGCCGUCAAGGCUAGCGGUGUACGUGCCCUCGUCUCCAAGGGAUGGGGAGGCCUCGGUGCGGACGAUAUCGGCGUCCCCGAGGGUGUCUUCAUGCUCGGAAACGUUCCCCAUGACUGGUUAUUCCAACAUGUGUCUUGCGUCGUCCACCAUGGCGGUGCAGGCACCACUGCAGCGGGAAUCAAGGCAGGCAAGCCGACGGCCGUGGUGCCCUUCUUCGGUGACCAGCCCUUCUGGGGCUCCAUGAUCUCCCGAGCCAAGGCCGGUCCCGAACCGAUCGCCUAUAAGAAUCUCACAGCAGAGAAGCUGGCCGAGGCCAUCAAGUUCUGUCUCAAGCCGGAGACUGUCCAGCAGGCCAAGAUUUAUGGAGAGAAGAUUAGGGAGGAGAAGGGGACCGAUGUUGGAGGCCAGAGCUUCCACAAUCACCUGGACAUCGACGCCCUGCGCUGUUCGAUUGCGCCCAGUCGAACGGCCAUAUGGCGCAUCAGGAGGAGUAAGGUGCGGCUCAGCGGGUUGGCGGCGGCUGUGCUUGUCAAGGCCGGCCAUCUCCAGUACUCUGACCUCAAGCUGUACCGCUCUCGCGAGUACAAUACCGAGGACCAGCCCCCCGAUCCCAUCUCAGCGGCCACCUGUUCUCUUGUCAUGGACGCGAGCGGCAUAGGACUGGCUAUAGCAGACAUGCCUCGCGAACUAUUCAAGGGCCGGUCACGUAAGACGACCGAAGAUGAGGACAGCGCUUCGACUUCCCCAGCAGAAACGCCCCAGGCUGGUACAGCAUCAGCGGCGAAGAACCCAGGUUCCCAUCAUGCCAGCACACCUACCGACUCCCAGAAUCCAUUGCGCCGAGAGUCCUCUUCGGCAGACGCACCCUCCGACGGCACGGCACAGACGGGGAAGACUUCCAACGACCGUCUGAAGACUUCCAGAGAAUCGUCCCCCCGUGACAAAAGGCCAUCGCCAUCCAGGGAGCCAUCACCCUCUAUCGGUAUGGACACCGCAAUUGGUGCUGGCCGGUCUGUCGGCCGUAUCGUGACAACGGGAGUCAAGACGCCAAUGAACUUCUGCCUUGGGCUCGCCAAGGGUUUCCGAAAUAUUCCCAGGCUGUACAAUGACGAUACCGUGAGACAACCGGAAAAGGUGACUGAUUUCGGAAGCGGCAUCAAGGUUGCUACCAAGGAGUUUGGAUUUGGACUGUAUGACGGUAUCUCGGGUCUGGUCACGCAGCCGAUGAGGGCGGCCGAGAAGGAGGGCGCCUCUGGUCUCAUCAAAGGAUUUGGAAAAGGGAUAGGAGGUUUGAUAACGAAGCCAGCAGCAGGAGCCUGGGCCGUUCCAGCCUACACCAUGCAAGGUGUUCACGCUCAAGUGACCAAGCUCUUCGCCAAGAGCAACGAGAACUACAUCAUCACGUCGAGAAUCAUCCAGAGUCAGAGGGAUCUGGCUGCCUCCAGCGCCGAAGAGCGAGAUGACAUUGUAGGCCGCUGGUCCAGCGGCGCCAUCGACCGCAAGACUCUCGAUCGUCUACGGAAGAAGGACUAUGCAGCUCAAGGGUCUAGGUCGCCGAGUGCUUCUGCCGAACCAUCAUCGUCCUCAUACAUUCCGCAUGAUCUGCAAACUACCAUUGCAAGUGCGCGUGCGGGAUGGAUGGGCAAGCUGUCGCUCUUGGACGAGCGGUUGAGAGACGAGAGGUCCAAGUACAACUCGCGUAAGGAGGGGAAGAGGCCUGUCACCGCUGCCACAGCCGCUGCUGAUCAGAAAGCCUCCGAGGACGCCGAGUUCGAGCAGGCCAUACUUGCUUCCGUAAGUGAGACAUCGCGAGGGAACCCUGAGGAGGACGCGGCCGUCGAAGACGCCAUCCGACAGAGCGUCAAUGCUGUGCGUGAGCGGGGUGAGCUGCCGGACCCCGUCAUGCCGGCUGGAGACACCGUGUCGUCAGAGAAGGAUCCAAACAUCUUCGAGGACAAGGAGUACCAGAUCACGGAUGAGGAGUACCGCGAUCUCAUCGAGAAGGCCAUCAGGGAAAGUAUGGUAGAUGGCGGGCCGCACUUCCCUCAGGAGUCUGGGCUUUCAGAGGCCGCGGGGUCAGCGCGGCGGCAUGACGACGACGGCGAUUUCAAGCGCGCCAUGGAAGAGUCCAGGAAGGCAGCUGAACCGCCAGCUUACCAGGAGCAACCUCCGCAGCAUGGCGAUGGCAAUGACGACGAGGCAGAGCUGCAGCGGGCCAUAGAGGCGUCACGGAGCGAGGCGGAUAGAGAGAAGAGAGAAGAGGAGAUCGUGAUGGAUUAUGUCAAGAAGCAGAGCGUUGCAGAGGAGGAGAUCAGAAAGUCGAGGCAGGAGACGGGUAAGAAGUCGCAGGAUGAUGACGGUGAUCUCGAGAGGGCAAUAGAGGAGAGCCUCAGGGUCAGCGGGAAAUCGGCAGGUGAAGGUUCAGGGAGCGAUAGUUGA
Molecule: messenger RNA, 3747 nt
Organism: Geosmithia morbida
Lineage: Eukaryota; Fungi; Ascomycota; Sordariomycetes; Hypocreales; Bionectriaceae
Product: UDP:flavonoid glycosyltransferase YjiC, YdhE family
Exons: 5
Coding region: 1-3747 (1248 amino acids)
Biological process (GO): carbohydrate metabolic process
Molecular function (GO): hexosyltransferase activity; UDP-glycosyltransferase activity
Source: RefSeq, a predicted model, not a curated record